CUGAAAACGACUGUUCCCUGAAACAAUGAAAACCGCCACCCCUGCACUCUACUCAACAUGGUACAGUCUAAGUUCCUCUACUAUAUAGCCCAUUGGAAACUCUCAAGUUCUGUUUAACAGUUUGGACCCCUAACCAGCAGUUGGUCCAGACGGACAGACAGCAGCAGCAGCAUGGCCACAGAGGAGGACUCCGCUCUGCUCUUCCUCAUCUUCCAGCACCUGAAGGUGAACGGCUACGAGAAAGCUGCAAAGGUGCUGAAAAAACACGUCGCUCAGGUGGAGACACCAGAGGAGACCUCCAACCUACAUGAUAUCUACACUAGCUGGAUGAAGUUGUGCUCUCUGGCUCAGCAUGCCAAGCAGGAGACGGAAGACUCCUCGACUUUGAAGAAGAAGAGCAUCAAACCAGAACCGGCCACCAGCGAAGAAGAAGAAGGCGAAGUCACUAAACUCUCCAACAUCACAGAGGAAAAUAAUGUGGACGCCAAACCUCCACCUGGGUCCAAGACUGAUGUUGUUGUUGAGUCGUCUGAUGCAGAGCUCCCCUGUGAGGAGAGAGACGCUGAGACGGUCUCUGAGCAGCUGCUGCAUCCUGCAGGUGAAACCAACACAACAAACUCAGACAGAGAAGAAGAAGAAAAAAAGAACGAGGAGGAGGAAACAAAAAACGAGCAAGAGUCAGCUCCCGUUGAAGUGUCUGCUAAGGCAUCCAACGAGGCAGAAAGUUCCAGCUCCCACUCUGAGGAAGAGGCUGAACCCGGCCCGGUCGAGCCCAGACAAGCUGCCUCUGAUCAGGCUGAGGAUCAGCUCGCGGCCCCCAAUCCAGCUGCGACCUCCGGCGAUGAGCCUAAAGAGGACGACGAUGAGCUGAAGGAGGUGACAGAAGCAGCCACAGACGAAACCUCUGCAUCUGAACAGAAAACCGAGGCCUCAGAAGAAGAUGAGGAAGCCAGCGCUGCAAAGAAGCCCAGCCCAGCCGAACCCACCACAGCAGACCUGACGGCUCAGGAGACCAAUGACCAGCAGACGGAGAGCGAAGCCCCGUCCCCUGCAGACCCUGAUUCUGAAAAUCCAAAUGAGGAAGAGGAGGAAAAGGAGGAGGAGAAAUCCAAGAGGACAGAGGGCAGUGAUGUCACAUCCCCACUGAAGCCUGAAGACCAGACGGAGACGUCAACAACCCCAGACAAGCCCAUCGCUGACACUGGAAAGAUGACGGUGGUUGCGGCGGCAGAAGACCCAGAAGUCUCCAUCAUCCUCAACAUCGAAGCCGAAGACAGCAAAGCAACCGAGCAAGGACCAGCCAACCGCUUCCUGAAGAGGCUGCAGAGUCCUGCGAAGAUGCCGAAACUCCCAAGAAGAAGAAGAAAAAGAAGAGCAAUACAUCAAGCACAGAUUCAUCCACCUUAGAUACAUCCAGCGAUACUUCUCUUUCCACCAAGUCUGGCAAAAAGAAAAAGAGAGACAAAAAGAGAGGCGGAGGAGGUGCCAGAGGAAGAGGAGGAACAGAAGGAAGAGGAGGAGAAGCAGGAAGAGGAGAAGCAGGAAGGACAUGUCUCAGGCCACUUCAUCAGAGAAGAAGAAGAAGAAGAAGGCUAAGAAAAGGAAAAGGGAGCAAGAUGAAGUGGAAGAGAAAGAUGAAGACACUCCCGUCGCUCCUUCAGAAAAUAAGAUUAAAAAGAAAAAGUUAAAAGGUGUGGAAGAGGAGCAAAGCCAGGCAGUGGGAGAGGAGGAGGAGAAAGUGGAGAAUCUCGUGAGUCCAGCUGAGACAACAGAGGAGAAAAAAGAAAAAGAAGAAAAAGAGGAAAAAGGCGGGCGGACAAGAGAAAGAGGAGGUGCAGUCUGAUGAAAGACCAGCAGGGAGCGACAAAGACACAGAAAAAGGAGGCGGAGGCCACAGACGGAAACACCUCUCAGCUCUCCUCGGCCAAAAAGAAACGUCUCAGGAAGAAGUUCAGCCUGAAGAAGAGAUUGAGGAUGAAGAGAGAGGAGGUGAAGAAGAGAGCGGCAGCAUCACUUCAGAACCGACUGCAGAGGAGGGCAAGAAGAAGCUCAACGGCAGAAAGAAACAAAACCAGAUCGAGGAGGCAGCAGAGGAGACGCCUCGAUCAAAACCAGCCAAAAGACCUCACCUGAUUCUGCCCAGGAGGGGGACGACGACGACACACCAAAGAAGAAAGAAAAAGAUGAGAAUGAACACAGAACAAGAAGAAAACUCCUCAAAGGAAAACCAACCGCCAAAGACGAAGAAGGAGAAAAAGAAAAGAAGAGUUGGCGAAGGAGGAGGAUGAAAGCGGUGCGGGUGAGCGCCGAGCCUCCUGAAGUCGACUCGUCUCCACUUUCAAAGGAAAGCAAGAAGAAGAAAAAGAACAAGAUGAAGACUGGAGGAGGCGAGGAGACGACGCAGAGCUCAACUCCCAUCACUGAGAGCCAAGAUGGACCUGCAAAGAAAAAGAAGAAGAACCGAUUAAAGGCGAAACUGGAACCGGCUGCAGACGAACAAACUCCUACAGCUUCUUCUACG
Molecule: messenger RNA, 2521 nt
Organism: Sebastes umbrosus (honeycomb rockfish)
Lineage: Eukaryota; Metazoa; Chordata; Actinopteri; Perciformes; Sebastidae
Product: translation initiation factor IF-2-like
Exons: 14
Coding region: 172-1407 (411 amino acids)
Molecular function (GO): protein binding
Source: RefSeq, a predicted model, not a curated record